UACACCCGUGUUUCGAGAAACAUCGAUAUUAUUAAACGGUAUUGAAUUUUGCACGUGUGCUUUGUUUAGUCUAAACAAAAAAAUGCGGAAGAAGCAAAGUAUUGAAGUGCCCGGGUUCCCGUCGCUGGACAACGAUGGCGGACGAAGCGAUGACAUUAUCAGUAAACCAAAGGCUAAGAAAAGCGGUGGCUUCCAAUCUAUGGGUUUGGGUUUCGAGUUGAUCAAGGGCAUCACUAAGCGUGGAUACAAGGUACCGACUCCUAUUCAGCGAAAGACGAUUCCCCUUAUCCUCGAAGGACGCGAUGUGGUGGCCAUGGCCAAGACAGGCUCCGGUAAGACCGCCUGCUUUCUGAUUCCACUUUUUGAAAAGCUGCAGAGGCGCGAGCCAACCAAGGGUGCGCGUGCCCUGAUCCUGUCCCCUACGCGAGAGCUAGCUGUGCAGACGUACAAGUUUAUUAAGGAGCUGGGCCGCUUUAUGGAGCUAAAGACUAUUCUAGUGCUAGGAGGCGACUCCAUGGACUCCCAGUUCUCGGCCAUACAUACAUGCCCAGAUGUUAUUGUCGCAACACCAGGUCGAUUUCUACAUUUAUGUGUAGAAAUGGACUUAAAACUCAAUUCCAUAGAGUAUGUUGUGUUUGAUGAAGCCGAUCGACUGUUUGAGAUGGGCUUUGGCGAGCAGCUAAACGAAACUCUGCACAGAUUGCCGUCUUCUCGGCAGAUGGUCAUGUUUUCAGCAACCCUUCCAAAGCUUUUAGUGGAUUUUGCACGCGCUGGGCUAAACGAUCCAGUUCUUAUUCGCUUGGACGUUGAGUCAAAGCUUCCGGAUGCACUGGCUCUAAAAUUUCUUUACUGCCGACCGGACGAUCGUUACACAGCUCUAGUGGUUCUUCUUAAAUAUGUGAUACCGGCGGAGUCUCAGACCGUGGUGUUUGUUGGUACGCAGCACCACGUGGAACUGCUUUCGUACAUCCUCACAGAGGCUGGCAUUUCUAAUUCCUCGGUCUAUUCGAGUUUGGACCCGGCUGCUCGCAAAAUCAACACCGCUAAGUUUGUAAACAAGAAGGUGUCCGUAUUAAUUGUUACAGACGUGGCAGCGCGUGGAAUAGACAUUCCGAGUCUAGAUUUUGUGGUCAAUUUGCACUUUCCGGGAAAGCCAAAGCUUUUUGUGCAUCGGGUGGGUCGGUGCGCUCGGGCUGGUCGCACAGGAACCGCUUACUCUAUAUUUUCAACAGACGACACAGCCCAUCUACUGGACUUGCACUUGUUCUUAAACAGGCCUUUCAAUAUAAACGAUAGCUCGGCAUUGGGUACCAUUCCGCAAGAUUUGCUCGAGGAAGAACAUUUAACAGUGACAGAUAUAAAGAAGAGCCACAAUAUUGCAGGAGUAUUGCGCACCAGCGAAAACGCUUACAAAAAGUACCUAAGUUCCCGACCUGUAGCAUCCACUGAUGCCAAUGCGCGCGUAAAAAAAAUUAAGUUCUUUGCGCUCAAGCCGUUGGAGGAUUUCUUCACAGCUGCUCCUGUCCUAGCCCAAGCUGCCAAAGUUAAUGGGCAAUCUGAAGAGUCGCAAGCAAAGGUGGCUGCAGCUGAACGCGUAUUGCAGGAGGAGAAGCACGACAUACUGGUCAAAAUGAGAAAUUUCCGACCAGGUGGUACCGUUUUUGAACUUAACACCACACAAAAAUCAACUCAAUUUAUUGUAAUGAAAGAAAAACGUAACCAGCACUCAGAAGUAAUUCAAAAGUUUAGGCAGCAGCGCGCAGACGAGGAUAUCAACGAGGCAAAGAAAAAAGCCGAUGCGCAAAAACCAAGUUCAGACCAAAUGUUUACCGCUGACGAGGAAGCUAUUAGCAAAACAUUCAACAAAGUCCUUGCACCCAAGAGGCUUCAAAACAUGGACGCACUUUACAAAGAUAAGCAGAAAAAAAGGCGAAAAAUUAACAGUAAAGACAAUGAGCACUUUGUGCCGUACCAGUCAGCGGACAAGCACACUGAGGAUGGCCUCGCCAUCAACACAUUUGAAAGACAAGCCCAAAAUGCAGAGUUUUCAGUUUCAGACCGGAAUCCAUCACAAGAUGUGAAACACAAGCCUGGUCUAAAAAAGUGGGACCGGAUCAAGAAGAAAAUGGUCUCAGUGCAGGAUCCUCGAGCCAAUAAAAUUCGAACCGAGUCUGGAGCAUGGAUUCCUGCCUCCUUUAAAACUGGACGCUACAAUGAAUGGAAAGAAAAAUCAAAGAUUGAGGACCAGCUGCAGCGUGAAAAUAUAGGUAGCGAUGACGAUAAGGCUAAGCCACUGAGCCAUGCGCAGCGUUACCCAGUCAGUCGCCAUGCGCGACACAACGUUAAGCUUGAACUUAAGAAACGUCUUAGCGGAAACGACAAGGAGAUGCGGCGGCCGGAGCAGAUUGUUAAAUCGCGCAUGCGACUGGAGUUUAUUAAAAAGCGUAACGAAGACAACGCGGAACGAAAGAAUGAGAACCGAAAACGUAGUAUGCGAAAAAACCAGCGUCCAAAAGUUCAUUCAUCUGCAGGAUCUAAGAAACGGAAAUGAGGGGUUUUAAAAAGGCUAGGAUAUUUGUUUGUUUGGCCAUUUUGCUGAUUUAUUACAUCCGUCAAAUGAAACGCCUAAAAUAUUUGUGACCUCUGAAUGUCAUUAAAAUUUAAAAAGUGUUUUUAUAAAAAUACAAAAUCAUUUGAAAUAAGGUCUUGGGUGACCAUAUGAUCAUCGUCAAAUUAGGAGAACCAAAAGUAAAAAAUAAAGCGACAAGAAAAUGUAACACAAA
Messenger RNA from Drosophila eugracilis, 2783 nucleotides. RefSeq names its product ATP-dependent RNA helicase DDX54. The transcript is spliced from 6 exons. The record is from RefSeq and is a predicted model, not a curated record. Gene Ontology annotation, molecular function: ATP binding; RNA binding; RNA helicase activity. Bases 83 to 2551 code for a protein of 822 amino acids. Gene Ontology annotation, cellular component: nucleus. NCBI's taxonomy places the organism in Eukaryota, Metazoa, Arthropoda, Insecta, Diptera, Drosophilidae.